ACAUCACCUUAUCAAUCUCACUCUGUCUGUUCUCUCGUUUCCGGGUCGCCUCAUAACAUCGACCGAGUUGACGCGGUUCUUUCUUUUUUCCCUUUUCUUACCCGAGUUGUCUCCACCAUGAAUGAUGGCGUGGAUCGCUCUCGCGCAUUUGUCAAAGAUGUUAAGCGUAUUGUUAUGAAGGUUGGGACCGCUGUUGUGACAAGAAGCGAUGGGAGAUUGGCGCUCGGGAGAUUAGGUGCUCUUUGUGAGCAGAUCAAAGAGUUAAACACUCAAGGCUAUGAUAUUAUUGUGGUGUCAUCUGGAGCUGUUGGCAUUGGUCGCCAGAGGCUUCGAUACCGGAGAUUAGUUAAUAGCAGCUUUGCUGAUCUCCAAAAACCACAAGUUGAACUUGAUGGAAAGGCAUGUGCAGCUGUUGGACAAAACAGUCUCAUGGCUCUUUAUGAUACAUUAUUUAGUCAGCUGGAUGUGACAUCAGCACAGCUCCUUGUGACCGAUAGUGAUUUCAGAGAUAAAGAUUUUAGAAAGCAACUUAAUGAUACCGUGGAAUCACUCAUAAAUCUGAGAGUUGUUCCUAUAUUUAAUGAAAAUGAUGCGGUCAGUACCAGGAAAGCUCCAUAUGAGGAUUCUUCGGGUAUUUUUUGGGAUAAUGACAGUCUAUCAGCUUUGCUUGCUUUAGAGCUAAAAGCUGAUCUUCUUAUCCUCUUGAGUGAUGUUGAGGGUCUUUACAGUGGCCCUCCAAGUGACCCACGCUCAAAGCUGAUCCAUACAUACGUUAAGGAGAAACAUCAGGGAGAAAUUACUUUUGGUGAUAAGUCCAGGGUGGGAAGAGGGGGCAUGACAGCCAAAGUAAAAGCUGCUGUCAAUGCAGCUUAUGCUGGCAUCCCUGUUGUCAUAACCAGUGGGUAUGCUCCGGAGAACAUAACUAAAGUCCUUCAAGGAGAGCGUGUUGGAACUCUCUUUCAUCAAGAUGCACAUUUAUGGACCCCAUUUAAAGAAGUUAGUGCGCGGAAGAUGGCAGUUGCUGCACGGGAGAGCUCCAGACGGCUUCAGGCAUUGACUUCUCAAGAGAGGAAAAAGAUUUUGCUGGACAUAGCUGAUGCUUUAGAAGCCAAUGAAAAGCUGAUCAUUAUUGAAAAUGAAGCUGAUGUUGAUGCUGCACAGAUAGCUGGAUUAGAAACAUCCUUGGUUGCUCGACUAGCUUUAAAGCCUGGAAAGAUUAAAAGUCUGGCAAACUCUAUUCGUGUGCUUGCAAACAUGGAAGAUCCAAUUGGUCAAGUUUUGAAAAGAACUGAGCUGGCAGAUGGACUCCUGUUAGAGAAGACAUCAUCUCCUUUAGGUGUUCUUCUGAUUAUUUUUGAGUCUCGACCAGAUGCACUGGUUCAGAUAGCUUCUUUGGCUAUUCGAAGUGGGAAUGGGCUACUCUUGAAAGGAGGAAAGGAGGCCAAGCGGUCAAAUGAAAUUUUGCACAAGGUCAUCACUGCAGCCAUCCCUGAAACUGUUGGUGGAAGACUUAUUGGACUCGUGACAUCAAGAGAUGAAAUUCCGGAUCUGCUCAAGCAUGAUGAUGUAAUUGAUCUUGUGAUUCCAAGAGGCAGCAAUGCACUUGUUUCUCAAAUCAAGGCAUCAACUAAAAUUCCUGUUCUGGGUCAUGCUGAUGGAAUUUGUCAUGUAUAUGUUGAUAAAUCUGCUAAUAUGGAAAUGGCAAAGCGCAUUGUUCUUGAUGCAAAAGUAGAUUAUCCUGCAGCCUGCAAUGCAAUGGAAACACUUCUUGUGCACAAGGAUUUGGUGCAUGCUGAUGGAUUCAAUGAAAUCACAGUUGAACUUCGCACCGAAGGUGUUAAUUUGUAUGGUGGACCAAGGGCAAGCAAGGAGAUGAACCUACCAGAAGCAUAUUCAUUUCAUCACGAGUAUAAUUCUAUGGCUUGCACAAUUGAAAUUGUUGAUGAUGUGUAUGCAGCCAUUGAUCAUAUACAUCAACAUGGAAGUGCGCAUACUGAUUGUAUUAUAGCUGAAGAUCAUGAAGUUGCAGAAGUUUUUCUACAUCAAGUUGACAGUGCUGCAGUUUUUCAUAAUGCAAGCACAAGAUUCUCUGAUGGGGCUCGAUUUGGCUUAGGUGCUGAGGUUGGAAUAAGCACAGGUAGAAUUCAUGCUCGUGGUCCUGUUGGAGUUGAAGGAUUGUUAACUACAAGAUGGAUUCUAAGAGGAAGUGGGCAGGUAGUGGAUGGUGAUAAAGGGGUCAUAUAUACCCACAAGGAUGUACCAUCAAGCGAACGGGUAUGCGCCUCACUCACACAAAAAAGAAGGCAAAUGAAGAGUUCGUACCGCGCUUGAAAAAUAAAAACAUGUUCUUAGUAUUCUACGACAAUGGUGAUGCUGCCUUCUUUAUUAUCGGCCAUCGCAUCUCAUCGUGUUAUAUCAUAGUGUUAUUUAAUGUUUUGCAUCCUCUUAUUACUAUGUAAUCCUACUUUAGGCAGGUCAUAAAUCCAUCUCAUUUCUUGACCUGAUGAGUGAUGAGUAUUAGUAAACUGCAGAUUAUGAUAAAGUUUGUAGCAUUUAGGUAGUAUGUGUACAACUGAGAAAUGUAAUCCAUUUUCCUAAAAUUAUGAGGUGAUUUUUUAGUUA
Messenger RNA from Jatropha curcas, 2622 nucleotides. Its product is annotated as delta-1-pyrroline-5-carboxylate synthase. Gene Ontology annotation, cellular component: cytoplasm. The record is from RefSeq and is marked provisional. NCBI's taxonomy places the organism in Eukaryota, Viridiplantae, Streptophyta, Magnoliopsida, Malpighiales, Euphorbiaceae. Gene Ontology annotation, molecular function: ATP binding; glutamate-5-semialdehyde dehydrogenase (NADP+) activity; glutamate 5-kinase activity.